CUAGUACUCUGUGACAAUAACCUGCACAAUUCAGGAGUGAAGCUGCUCUCUGCUGGACUGGGGAAUAAACAUUGUGAACUGGAGACAGAGGCUUUCUGGCUGUCUUGUCUCAAUGGAAGGAUGUGCUUCUCUGGCUGCAGCUCUGAGAUCAAACUCCUCACACCUGCGAGAGCUGGAUCUGAGCUACAAUCACCCAGGAGACGGAGUGAGACUGCUCUCUGAUGUACUGGGCGAUCCACUCUUCAUACUAAAUGUGGAACACAAUGAAGAGUGCUACUUAAAACCAGGCCUGAAGAAGUAUGCCUGUGCGCUCACACUGGACCCUAACACAGCACACAAAAAGCUCUCUCUGUCUAACAACGGAAGAACUGUGACAUGGGAGGAUGAUGAUCAUCUAUGUUUGCCUCACACAGAGAGAUUUAAUGACUGUCCUCAGGUGCUGUGUAGAGAGGGUCUGACUGGACGUUGUUACUGGGAGGCAGAGUAUAGUGGGAAAGGGUUUCAUGUAGGUGUGGCAUAUAAACACAUGAGCAGGGUUGGAAAAGGGCAUAACUGUUUGCUUGGUUACAAUGACAAAUCCUGGAGCCUAAGACUCCUUAAACAUGAUUUCCUCAAACUCUCUGUCUGGCACAAAAAUGAGCAGACGAUCAUACCUACCCCCUCUUCCAGCACUGACAGAGUUGGGGUGUAUCUGAACUCCUCACAAGGCAUUCUGUCCUUCUACCUAGUCUACUCUGACACUCUGACACACCUCCACACAUUCCAGUCCACCUUCACUGAACCACUUUAUCCAGCAUUUUCAGUCAAUGACUAUUCAUCAGUGUCCCUGUGUUAGGUCUUAAAUUGGCCUAGAGAAAAGGAGGAUUAUGUUGAAUGUUUACUAAUAAACUGCUGUCCUUCUGAGUCCA
Salvelinus fontinalis (brook trout) is the source of this 908-nucleotide messenger RNA. Its product is annotated as stonustoxin subunit beta-like. The record is from RefSeq and is a predicted model, not a curated record. The transcript has 4 exons. Lineage: Eukaryota; Metazoa; Chordata; Actinopteri; Salmoniformes; Salmonidae. Gene Ontology annotation, molecular function: protein binding. The coding region runs from base 113 to 835 and encodes 240 amino acids.